AUGUCGGACAUUGCAAAAGGUGUCAACCACUUGUUUGCCUCUAUCUUCGAGAUCGUCAAAGGCAUCUUCGUCACCGUGUACAAUGUCUUUGAAGGCGCACUAAGCGCCGUCAUUGGUCUCCUCAAAAACACCUUCAACUUGGCUGAAGGUGUGCUUGGCUUCAUCAUCGGAAACAUCUUCAUUAUCGGAACGCUGUGCGCGGUCUACUUCGGGUAUGUCUUGUACCAACAACGUCAAGGCAACCGACCGGCUCCGAUUUCGAAAGUGGCAACGGGGAAGACUCAAUAA
Messenger RNA from Fonsecaea erecta, 288 nucleotides. RefSeq lists its product as hypothetical. The coding region runs from base 1 to 288 and encodes 95 amino acids. NCBI's taxonomy places the organism in Eukaryota, Fungi, Ascomycota, Eurotiomycetes, Chaetothyriales, Herpotrichiellaceae. The transcript is spliced from 2 exons. The record is from RefSeq and is a predicted model, not a curated record.